CAAGAAUCAAGACGCGGGUUGAAAAGUGAGCGUCGUUACAUUGGGCGGCUCGAGGGCGGCUUCCUCAUGUAGUAUUUUCGGCUUUUCACGUGAUGGUCGCGCCUUCCUGAACCACCCAUAAUAACUCAUGCGCGUGUCUCAUUUUCGCUUCCAUCACCAGAAAACACCUGUGAACUUCUCGCUGCAAAUAACCAACACCACGAGAAGGAGAAGAUGCCGCGCCUUCUUGACGAAGUGCAGAUUAACAAUGCACUCCAAUCUGAGGCCUUUCCAGCUCUCGAGCGGCUUGCGGCCAACCCCGACAUGCACGACCGUGCUCUCCGCCGCUUCGAUCGCGAUGAGCCACCGCCGUAUGAAUCCUCAACUGAAGACGAAGAAGAAAAUGCCAUGUUUCACCCGGCAUUGGGCCUCAAUGCCAACACCGUGUUGGACGAUUUCAAGGACCUCAUGGACGCUCCUCUGAGCGAUGACGAACAACGCGAAGUCGCCUAUCGCUUGUACCGCAACGCCCAAGCGUAUGAUCCUGGGGAACGCUACCGUACGGAACAGCGCAUCGAACAAGCGCGUGUGGACUCCUUCGCAUGGUCGUAUCACGCUUCUAGCGACGAGGCGAAGAAAUACCUCGGCCCAGGGCGGGUAGGUCGUGAGCGCAGGAAUAUCAUUGUCCGACGCAACAUCAAACGACGCUGGCAGAAGCUCGGCGUUUGGAAUCCCCAGUGGGGAAUUCCUGACCGGCAGAACAAUCCGCAGCCCAACGAUAACCCAUCCCAAUGGAAGUGGAGGUGGCAGCAUGACAGCCCCGCUAUCGAUUACAAGGAUCCACAGCAUCCCAUCACACGCGCUGUAAGAUUGCGCCAGGGCCUCCGUCGCAACGAGCACAGUCCGGUGCCUCCACGCUCUCGACUGCAGGAGGACGCGCCGGCUUCCCAAGCCGAAUCCUUCAUCAUUUCCCGGCCCUGGUUCAUGUACAGUGUUGAAGCGUGGGAGGAAACGGAAAGAUUCCAUCGCAUCCCCUUUGAAAAGCGCCGGCUUUAUAGGGAGCCCAUGUGGAAGCACGUAAACGAACGGUGGAAGCUGAGGGGCGACUGGAGAGAGGACUGGAAACAUCCGUCUGGUGAGUUUGCCGUCGGGUGGAAGUGGCGGCAUGAGAGUCCAUCCCCGGAGCCCGAAGACUUGACGCCCCUCAACACCAUGGACAUGGAGUUUACGCCCUCCGAGGUGGAUGCGCUCGAAGCCAUCCCGCCUCCGACUCCCCCGCCCGAGCCCCGCCCCUACUAUCCUCGGGGCCAUCCACUUCAUGUCCGAAGAACUGGACUCUUCGCCUCCCCUUCCCCUGAAGCUUCACCGGAACCCUCGAGUCCCAACGAUCCGCCAAAGGCCCCUGAGCCUGCGCAACCUCCAGCGCUACCCCAGCGCCGACGGCAGCGGCGGCGACGGGAUGAGAAUCCGGCCCAACCGCUACGGCGCAGCCCCAGGAUCGCGGCCAUGGAAGCCAACCUCCUCGCACCCCCACCGCAGGAAAGACGAACUGCUCGGCCUGUUCCCGCUCGUCCGCCUGCAGACAAGCCCAAGAGGGGCCGUCCGAGAAAAGCCAAGGAGUCGGCUGUGUCCAAGGCACCGGCACCGGCUCGGCCCAGACAAGGAGCGACGACGGGCCAGAAGCAACCGAGAGGGCGCCCGAGAAAGGAUACAGUUCGGAAGUAAACCUUUGGCGUCUGAUGGGCCAAUGGAGGCAUGGCAGAGAAUGGGGUCUAGAGAGAUUUCAGAAAUGACUUUCCAGUUUUGAAUACAGCUUAGAUCAAUAAACAAUGUUCUCUA
This is a messenger RNA of Canariomyces notabilis, 1818 nucleotides long. RefSeq lists its product as uncharacterized. The transcript has a single exon. The record is from RefSeq and is a predicted model, not a curated record. NCBI's taxonomy places the organism in Eukaryota, Fungi, Ascomycota, Sordariomycetes, Sordariales, Chaetomiaceae. The coding region runs from base 214 to 1704 and encodes 496 amino acids.